Molecule: messenger RNA, 11859 nt
Organism: Cataglyphis hispanica
Lineage: Eukaryota; Metazoa; Arthropoda; Insecta; Hymenoptera; Formicidae
Product: Krueppel-like factor 6
Exons: 6
Coding region: 1188-2321 (377 amino acids)
Biological process (GO): regulation of transcription by RNA polymerase II
Molecular function (GO): DNA-binding transcription factor activity, RNA polymerase II-specific; RNA polymerase II cis-regulatory region sequence-specific DNA binding
Source: RefSeq, a predicted model, not a curated record
UGCAGAGGAGGUCCGUGCGUAUUAGCGGUUGGGAUUUCGCCGGUCCCUUACGGAGUAUAUUCUCCAAGUGUUAUCCCGUGGUUCUUUACUUUCGGUGACGUGCAGUCCGAAGCGAUCGUGCGUGUCUACCACGAUUUCGUUGAAGUGAUUCGACGAGGAGGAGAGAGAGAGAGAGACCGGCAUCCGUCUCUCGACAUACGCGAGAGAAAAGCGCCGGUACGUGACGGAACGACGAUAGGAUAAAGAAAGAGAGAGAGAGAGAUAGAGAGAAGAAGAGAAGGAGAGACGGUCGCGUGUGUUGGUGAAUAUACGAGGUUGUUUCGGCAAAAGUUACACGCAUCGAAAUAUCGUACAGCUUUAUAAAAGUGAGAUUCGGAACGCAGUAAGAAGAACGACGGAAAGAUUCUUGCCGGCAUUUUGACGUUGCUUGACACGCUUCUUUUCCCGCGUUUCUCCUCCUUCCGUGUGUGUGAUGGAUACUGUCGUAAGCGAACCGUGCACGCGACGCCAGCAGACAGAGCGUCGAGCCGCACGAGUGAUGUCGUCGUCGCAGUGAAUUUUGCGUUCAAUCGCGUCUCUUCUCCGGCAAUGAUACAGCAAGGAAAACAACAACAGUAACGACAAUUUUGUCUUCGACUUUGUGUGCGCGUGCAAAAAAGAAAGGGAGCUCUUCGACGUGUUGUGUGCGCGAGUAUAACGGAAAUCGGCUUGUUCGAUAAUCGCGCGGGAGAAUCGGCCGCUCUCAUAAUCGUCCUUCUACAAUCUCCGCGAUCGGAACAGUCGUCCGCGGAGUGAAGACGUUAUCGUCUCGUCGCCGCGUCCUAUCUCUCGUGUCUACGGUAGAGGGGGAAAACCUCUCACUGAUGAUACGCACGUGCGCUUACCGCUACCUGCUAUAUUUACGUGCGUACGUGCGUGCGAGUCGUCGCGAGUAGCCGUUACGUAGCGGACGCGUUUACGCAGCGCGUAAGUUGCACGGAGUGAAUCGAGUUGAUUUAUUAUCGUGUCGCGAGCGUUAGGAGCGAGCGUCGCGCCGGGGCUCGCCGUGUCAGUUUGUCACUUGUUGGUUCGUUGGUUGGCCAGUUGGUUGAUUGGAUUUGCUCUUUGCUCGGCGCUUGACCGCCGCGUCCCGUGCGGCACCUGCGAGAGGAGGCCGAAGCGGAGGGACUUCGUAGUCGCGCGUAGCCAUGGAUACGCUCCUACCGAGCGGCAAUAUAUUUCGAGAGCUGCAGGACAUACACGACACCGGAUAUUUCUCGGCCCAGCCAUCGCUCGAGGAUCACUGGCAACAGACAUGCUACGAGAUGGAGAGGUACCUGAAGGACGAGCCGAAGUUGCAAUCGUAUAAAAAACUCCCCACGGAACUGGACACGGCGCCCUGGAACCUCUUCAGGGCGCCAUCGAUUUCGUGGACGACGUCUACCGGAACAAACGCACAAUUCGACCCCCCAAUCAAAAUGGAGGUGACGACAUCGGACGAGAGGGAUCCCCUCUGUUUGGACGACAUCAAAUUCAGUCCCGGCGAUCAUAAUGACAAUGGCCGUGAUAGGGAUCUCCUCGACCGUCACCUCGAUUCCUUGUCGAUGUCUUCGGCAAGUUCGGCGUGUUCAGCGCUGUCCUGGGACAGCUCACCCUCUCUUUCCUGCACGGCGCUCAUUCUCAAGAAAGAGCCCAGCGAAGACCUCGAGGAGGAUGAAGAACACGAAGAGAUAGAGGAGGAGGAAGACAGCGGAUGCGAAAGCGAAGGUCAGAUCCUGACGCCACCGUCGAGUCCUGGGUCGGGUCAAGGUCAUUCCAACUCCAGUCACUCGUCGAGUGGGAGUUCGAUGCCCGACGUGCACAACCUCAACCUUCAUGGCACGGGUGGCAGGAGCGCUAUCGUCAGGGUUACUACCGGCAACGCGCAAGGUGUCGCAAGACUGAUCUCCGUCACGGCAAACGGCUUCCCCGCGGUCGCCGGCACGCAACACGCACACGCGGGUGCAACCGCGGCCACGACCACCGUGGCCAACAGGCACCACGCAAGGAGCAACGAGCACAGUCCACCCGAUACGAAACGCAGGAUACACAAAUGUCAGUUCCCCGGAUGCAAGAAAGUGUAUACCAAGAGCUCGCAUCUCAAGGCCCAUCAAAGGACGCACACGGGGGAGAAGCCAUACAAGUGCAGCUGGGUGGGUUGCGAGUGGCGAUUUGCGCGUUCGGACGAAUUGACGCGCCAUUACCGCAAGCACACCGGUGCGAAACCGUUCAAAUGUCGGCAUUGCGACCGAUGCUUCUCCCGCAGCGACCAUCUAGCUCUCCACAUGAAGAGACACGUGUAAUCAAUCGUUUCCGCGAACGGUUCCAACCGCGCAUCAUCCGCAGUCGGGACUAUCGGGACUUGUUCCUCGUGAAAAUCGCGGAUAUCUAUGACACCUCCGCGAGGAUUUAUGCAAUCUAGCAUCUUCCGAAAUCACCUAAUAGCAUGCUGUAAAUAGAGAGAGAUUGACCGUCUGAAACCUUACGAACAAACAUCAAAGAAAUCUGCAAAGUUAACUGCAUUAGGUGAUCGCAACAAGACGUCAGACUCUAUCAUUGAUGAAAAUUGGUCCUCGAAUAUUACUAUUGGAGGCAAUCGAUGAUCCGCGAGACGCCAUUUAGAGGUAAUUUGAAAAUCAUAAAACGACCCAUGAAAACAACUCGGAAGAAAAUUUUACCAGCAAUCGGACGGUGUGCUUGAAAACGUCACUUUAUCGAAGUCCAAAGAAUCGCGUGUAUAACGACGUGCGUUUUCAAAGUAUGCUAACGUAUAAAUGCGAAAGGUAAAAAAAAAAAACGAGCGAUUACGUUCAUCUUUAAGGGUCGAAGGAAUGGCACGAAGCUUCGGCCUCUCGAAUUCUCAUGAAUUUGAGGGGAGCAUCGCGAAGCAUCGCGACGGUCAGCGACGAUCCAACAAAGAGACUGCAUUCAACGUAAUAUAGGAGGGGACCUCCAACGAAGGGAGUAGCUGAAUAAAGAGUUGCCCGAGAAGUCUCGCACGAGAGACGUCAAUCACUGCCAAUUCGUUACAUUCUAAGAUCAGCACUACCGUCAGGGUUUCAAGCUAUGACUUCGCAAUUGGAGGUCUUCGAAAAUAAGAAACGGGAAGCUGACUGAGAAAAGCCUAAAAAAAUUUUCGCCGAGCCUCAAAUCGUUACCACAGCGCGUAGUAGCGGACGGAUACUCAUUCUCUCGUGAAUGAAAAUUGUAAUAUUGAAUAAAAGAUACGCUCCUAUACCAUACAAAUCGUUUGCCUUUUUCAAAACGAUUGAGUCGACGAUCGUCAUAUUUAUAUUGCAUCGAGAUGAUCCCGAGUAUCGUCGAUUCGUAUUGCGAGUGUCGUGUCGCACGUACGCUAAAAACUAUAGAGAAAAACGUAGAUUUCGCGAGGACAAUAAUGCAGAGACUGUCGGUGCCAAAUGUUAUUUCCUUUCUCUUGCUUUUCUUUUAGAAGCUCCGCGUAGCUACUCGCGGUUAAGAUCGCUCGCGCGCGCGCGCGCGCGGCACUCGCGAGACCGUCGACGAUCUCUCAGUAUUAACGGAAUCGCACGCAGCGGAGAGUCGCGAGUAACGGACGCGACGCGUGGUAAUUGAAUACGUGAUUUCGACCAGUUUCGACGGCAACGGGAUUUGCUGCGCCAGGUGCUAAUCCUGAAUUUACAGUGCGAAUUACAACGUGGUCUGUUGCCGCUACCAUAUAGUCCGCUUGCAGCGAAGCUUACGAAUGCGAGAUCCAAUUGUUUUGUUUAGAUCUAUACUUUAUGGCUGAUUGUAUUAUUAAAUACGACUUCAGCUUUCAGGUAAUUAUAGUUAUUUUUAAGUAAUUAUUGUUGACUCUAUUUUUUUAUUCUUAUAAAAAGAAACAAUUUAUUCUCGAAAUUUGUAUGCUUUUGGAGUAACUAUUUCUUUAAUGAUUUUGUUUGCUUGUAAUAUACAUGCUCGAGUAGAGAAAUCAUUUGUCGAAAGAAUCAUGAUGAAAAAUUUAGCAGAAAAUACAAAUAUAUAUAUUUUUUAAUAGUCUUGUCAUAUAAUCAUUGAAACAAUAUAGAUAAAUAUAUAUGGACAAUAUGAUCCAUAUAAGAUUUCCGUGCAUUUUUUUUACGCAAUCGAACAUUUCACAAGUGAUUUUCUAUCUCGCGUACAAUUGAUGGCAUUUUAUCGACUAAGAAAUCAGAAGAUGUCAUUUUUUAUCAACUAAAAAAUUAGAAAAUUAAUUUUUCUCGAAACUUUGCACUAUCAUUUUUGUUUGAUUUUUAUUAGCUUGGAAAAUUUAUAUUUAUAAUUAUAUCAUUUCAUAUCUACAAACGCGUUGUUUUACAAGAUACGAGCAUCAGCAGAAGAUUAUUCGUCUCGCUCAUCAUCGAUCUAAAAGGUCCCGAUAUAACCAUAUGUAAGAUAUAUCGCGCGCGAAAUCGAAUAUUUCGGCGACGAUGCCGAAAAAGAAAAAAAAACACGAAAAAAAUUGAGAUCAUUGCGACGUGCACUCAUCAAAAAAAGAGAAGAUGGUAACUUCAAGAAGACUAAUUUUACCUGAUGUUAGAGGCAAAAUAGAGAAGAUGAGAAAUGAAGAUAACUAAAUUUUAAAUGUUCAGUGGCCAAAUAAAUUAAUUAAUAUGCACGUAGAACCUAAAGAGUGAGUAAGCCCGACUGACGGAGUGUCGGCACGGUUCGUGCGAAUGCAUGUGCAUGCGAGUAUGGGCUGUUUUAUGUUUGCGUGAAUCGUCGAUGAGUGCGUGUAUAUGUGUCUGUGUGUAAAGGUUGUAUGUACGUGCGUGUGUAUUUUUUUCCACGGAUAUUCCAAACCUGAAAGGUAAGGAAUCCAAAGGAGGAGAUAAGCAGAACACUGAGUUUGUAUAUCGUGCAAUUUUUUCAAUGUUUUAUUAUUUGUUACCAUUGUUCACGAUUAAUUAUAAAUAAAUAAAAAUAAAUAAAUAUAUAUAUAUAUAUAUAUAUAUAUGUAGCACAUUUACAAUUUUAGAAUAUAACAGUCAUGAAGCCAGACGUCUUUUUGAUAGAUAUAUUCGGAUACCGUGGUCGUCGUCGCGUUCGCGACAUCUCCCCUACCCCCCCGCCCCCGAUCUUUUUUUCUGACGGGCAAGAUGUAAUUAAAAGUACACAUAGUACAAGAGAAAAGAAAUUACCGCGCGUGAAAGAUGCAAAGUCUCGUCUUUGACCUCGACGGCCUCUCGUUAAAUUCCAUACCGGCCGCUGGAACGAAAGUAACAGAAGAUAAUUGUCGUUACGACUUGUUAGAGCCAGAAUCCACGCAUGUAUAAUUUGCUCUCAGACUCGCGCACCUAGGUUCGUAUUUAGGCGUAGUGAAGAAAGGAUUACGAGAAUUGAUACCGUGAAAGAAAAGACAUUAUCCGGACGAAAGAUUUGUAUCGUCAGGACGAGUGUUUCCAAUCGAGGCGAUCAACGAGUUUUGUAGAUAUAUGUAUAUCGCUUAGCGAAUGGUGCGAAUACGUUGUUUUAAAACGAGAUUGAAAAUAAAGGCACGUGCAAUUGCGUGAGUAAUCGACAAAAAAAAAAACGGCAAGCGAAGAAAGCGCGAAUACUUUGAAUAAAAAAAGUAGCUAGACGUUUAGAUAGAUAGAUGGAUAGCUAAAUCGUUAGAUAGGCACUUAGAUAGAUAAAUAGAUUGACGAACGGGAAUAGAGCGUGUGCGCCCAAGAGUGCUUGAGACGGAUAGAGAGAGUAUUAUAUAUAUAUAUGGUAGAUAGAUGGUUAUACACAUAGGUAGAAAUAUAAGUAUCUAAGAAAACUCUAAGAAACUUUAGGAAAAACAGUAUCGUUGUACGCGGUACGAUAAUUGAACAUAAGUGUUUUAUGAUAUUUGCGUACAAGAAAAACGAGAUGAAUACUAAAGAAUAAAAAAUAAAAGCAUACAUAUAAAAUUAAGUGCUGAUAAAAAAAAAAUUGAAAAACAGUACGAUUAUAACUGUAUUAUCGUGGUCUAAGAUAUUUUCAGUCAUGUUGUAUAGUAAUUGUAAAUUACACGACUUUAAAAAGAAAGAAAGAAUGCAAGAAAAUAAUAGUCUGAGAAUGAGAGAGAGAGAGAGAGAGAGAGAGAGAGAAGAGAAAAUGAUAGAAAGAGCAAACGUAAAAAGUGUUGCGCGAUUUAUGCUAGAUUAGCUUUGCGUGGAAAAAAAUGAAUCGCAAAAAAGAUCUUUGAUAAAAUGAAUAGGCGACAUCGGUCUCGAGUCUCGCAAAAUUAUAUAAUAAACGUCCCCGGAGAACUAAAAACGCAAUGAGCUGACGGAAUGCGUACUGAGAAAGGUAUGUAAGGAGCUCCCUUUUAAUAAUAAUGUUAAUCAUAAAUAACAAAUACUCGCGGUAACAGGGCACUGCGACGAGCGCGUAGAUGUAACCACGUAAAUUUUGAAGCACUUAUCCCCAUAGGAGCGGAAAGAAAAGGAAAUUUGAUGUUAUUAUUAUAUAAAGUUACGAGAAAAAAGAAGAUUCGUCGCAAUUCAAGACGUCUGCUAUAAUUUUAUUAGUUGCAAUAAUUUUGAAUAUUAUCUUAUCAAUGAUAUUUAUUUUUUUUUUUUAAUCUUCCUAUAGCCCUUCUACACGAGAAAUAAUAUUUUUAUUCCCAUUUUACUUUUAGGAAUUAUAUUUUCUUUUUUUUUUUAUUGUUUCUAUAUCGAAAAAAAACAUGAAUUAUAUUAAAUUUCAGUUUUUCUUUUUUACAUGUGCAUCGCAGACGUCAUGUAUUGCCAAAUACUUAUUCAAAAUGCUACACUGAUAACUAAUAGAACUAAUAUUAUUUUUGGGGGAAUUUCCUCGUUAGAAAAGAGUUAAAUAGAUAAUGAAAAUGAUUACUAUUACUGAUAUAAGGAUUUUAUGAAAAAAGACUUAAAAAAAGAACAGCGAGAGAGGGAGAUAAGAAAAAGAGAAGUAGAGAAAAAAACUUGAGCAAGAAAUAAAAAGAGAGAAAGAGAAUAAUGAUGCAAGUAAAUAUAGAAGCACAAGUGGCGAUAUGCGAAUGAACUUACAAGUGUGUGAAAGUGAGUAAUGGAUGAGAGUAAAAAAACGAGAGAGAAAGAGAGACAAGACAUGCGAGAGUGAAAGAUUAACGAGAAAGAUAAAGAUGAUAUAACUUAUAUUUUUAAAAAGUGACCUUUGGCAUUUAAAGACUUGUAAAAAUCGUGCAACGAGUUAAAUAAAGAAACAAAAUCAAGGGCGCAGUAUAUUAAGAGGCGUCCGUCCUUUUCCGUGUCUCUAUUUCAUGUACAUGAUGCACAUACACAUACAUAAUACACACACAUACACUAUUCUCGCUCGAUGAAAUACUCAAAUGGUGCAACUUAAUUAAUUCUGAGAUGUUUUUUCUACACUGCGAUAUAUUGACACACCUAUAUUUCUAAAAGUUGUCAAGCGCAUGUACAGAUACACAUACAACAUAACACGAGGUCCGAAAUAAAGAAAGAAUCCAUAGAAUCCAUACAGUCAAAUGCGCCCGUGCACUCUAAAUAUGAAAGUGAAAUGAAACAGAGAAGGGGAGGGGGGAGGAAAAGAUAAAAAGAAGAUAGUGAAAGGAGUCGAAAAUCGAAUGUGGGAAAAGUAAGACAUGUAAAUGGAUUCCUUAAAAUAAAAAAAAAAAUACAUCUUAUAUAAGAUACAGCCAAUCAGUAGACACGUAUACUAAUAGGCAGACGAUUAUCUCGGGGCCUACAAGGAAAACAUUGAUUUUGGUCAACGUGAUUCUCAUGCCUCGCUCAUGCGAUCGCUUUUGAUCAUCGCGAAAAUCGAGUUUCCUCAAUUUCAAAUCGAAAUCCUAACGUAGGAUAAAUUCCAUUGAAAAAAUGACGCGAUUGAUAACGUUAUGUCGGGGGAUGACACUUAUUUUCGCGAUGAGGUAUCGAGCAUCAAAGUAAAAACGGAAGAGAAUGAAUCAACCGACAGUCACCGUACAGUCACUAAUGUCAUUCAACAACAUUAUUCAUGAUAGGAUAGCAUUUUUAGGGAUUUUAUACAGGCAUGCGACGGCGUUCUAUGUUUUAGCCGAAAUUUACUACCGAUUAUUGACAUUUCUUCGUGUGUGUAUGUAAAUCGAGUGCGUGCACACGUCACAUACGUGUAAUAAAAAGUAAAGUGAACGAAAAGAUAUGAUAAGGAUGAUUUUUGAGAGAGUGAAAGACAGCAAAGAGAAAGAGAAAUAGAAAGGAAGAAAAUGCAGAGAAUGUGAGAAACAAAUGCAAGUCAGCAAAGAUCAUUUUUUCAGAAUUCUAUACCUUUCGUAUAUAUACAUUUCUAUUUAUAUAACUGUGCAUAUUAAUGUAUUAUGAUAAUGUGAUUUUUUUUCUUACAUAUAAUCCUGAGCGCGGAGAAACGAAUGAUUAAGAAGGAGUAUUUUAUAUUACAAAAUAAAACGAAAACACUAAAAAAAGGAUGCGAGUGAAAGAAAGAGAAAGGGAGUACGAAAGAGACCGAGUGUGAGAUGUAAAGCGAUAACAGUUCUUAUAAUCGCAGCUUUUUUUGCCACUGAGGUAUAUAAUUAAAAUAAGGAACGCGCUUCACAGUUGUCGCUCUUUUCUCUCGAUGUCAUUUUUUCUUCUUCUUGAUCUUCUUCUUCCUGUUCUUCUUCUCAUGUCUCUACGAUCGCUAUUUUUUCGAUGUUUUCGUCAAAAUGAAUAAUGACUAUCUGCAUAUAUUAUGUGUUCUAGUAUCGUUUAUUCAUCUAUCAGUGUAAGGGAUACAACAACGAAAGAACAUCAUCAAUAAUUACGCUAAUAAAAACCCGUGUACAUUCGAGUAUAUAAUCAUUAUCAGUAAAUAAUCAGCUUUCUAUGUGAUGUCGCACUCUUUGCCCUAUGCAGACAUCACAUAUUGUCAUCUUCGAAAAGUCGGAUGAUUAUCGAUCAUCUUAUUGAAAACAAGCAUCGUUUCGCAUUUCUUGGGGCUGUCCAUCGAAAAGCGAUGCGAAAACUUUCCAAUCGCUUCUCAACCGUUGCUCUCGAAAAAUAUUCGCUUUCACAUCCCAUACGGCACUGCGUAAACACGCUUCCCGUCACGAGAGUCGUUCGUACGUAUCGAUUGCCACGUGGGAGAUGCGUCUACGUGGCUGUGCAUAAUACCGUGCACGCGCCAACACGCGCAGGAGCUUAAAUCUGUCUACCAAAUAAUCUAUUCAUCGAGAUAUAUAUAUAUAUAUAUACAUAAUUGUUUUUUUUAAAUUUAGUAAUUUAUUUCCCCUUUCGUGUGUCAUAAAAUGAGUGUCAUAGACUUAUCAGCGAAGGAAAAUCGAUGGUCGCGCAUAAUAUCGAGCAAAACAAACGCAAAAUGUGUAUUGUAUACGAUUACUAGAAACCUGACUGUUUUCGAUGACAAACUACUGAGACUACGUAAAGAAAGAUUGAAAAAAUACGUAUAAGAAAAAGAGAGAGAUACAUCUUUCCAAAGUUGAGAGCUAACUUGCCGCGACUCUUGAGACGCGCUGGUUUACUUCGAAGACUCGACGUUUUGUACAAGGUGUAGCGAGCUCGUAUAACGAGCGUAGUAGGUGAUCACAUGUGAUAUUUGUGUAUCGGCUAUUAUAUAUAAAUAAAUAUAUAAAUAUAUAUGUAAAUGUAUAUUAUAUUAGAGUACUUUGUUAGGAUAUUAUGGCUGGUAGUUAGAAAAAAAGAAUAUAAAGUGAUGAAAUGAAGGGAAAAAAGGGAGAGAGAAGAAAGACGAAAGCGUCGAGCCCUAUCGAACGUUUCGCCGUAAUUAAGCGAACGCCUCGUGAACGGAAGAGUGAAGGAAAUCAACUUUCCGCGGAAACACACCGCUCCUGCCUAAUUGCGCUAUGCGUGGGCCUACUUGCCGAUUUUGAAAAGCAGUUGGUCAAUUCAGACGGAGAAAAAAUUUACAAGACUCUAAAUGAAAAGAAAGUGCAACCAAACGACAAAGAAUAUAAACACGAGCUUAAAAGGGAAACGGCAGGCGAGCGUAGCUCGUGCUCGAAUUUCCGAAUUUUUCACGGGGAUCGUAUAGUCAUAAAUAUUCGUUAAAGUUAAUUCAGGUUUAAUCGAUUCUGUGGCGAGGGUUAAAUGGGAAUUAACUGAUUCUUUAUUUCUUUCUAGUGAGACAACUUAAAAGGAAUGGAAAGUCUUUGUUGAAUCCCAGUUAACUUUAACUAAUAUUUAUGGAAACCGUCCUGUCAAAUUCUCACGGGGCAAAGCGAUGCGUGACUUACACUCCGACGGAUUCUUCAAAGCCAGGAUAAUCGAUUUUCGAUCACGUGUGAGAAGAGAAGAAACGCGAACACAUAUCGCGCAGAAUGCGACCAUUUGCGAUCUCGAUUUGCAUUCUCGAGAAUAAUAUCACUCGAGUCCGAGUGAAAAGACGAGUAGUUUCGCGAUGCACGGUGACUUGACUUCUUUACUUCUUUCUCUGCCUGCUUGCAGGACGAGUCGCUUUGCGACAUAUUUGCGAGAACGUUAGCGAGAAUAAAAAUUGUCUCAUUCGCCGUCGGCCUCGUGUUUUCGUCGUCUUUGAAAUUUUUCUUCUCUUCAGCCCCAGGAUUAUCUACUGUCAAAUUGACGAAUGUCAUCCUCAUCUACUAUGCCCGAUGCUGAAUGAUACCCUGCAUUUAAAGUCCAAGGUCUUUGGAAGUACGUACGAGUUUAUCCUGCGCGUACGUCAAGCGUCACUUUUUUCCUUUUCUCUUUUUCGAUUCCUCAAAUUGCUUUCGCAUUCGACGGAGAACAGGGAAGCGACGCGAAGGAGAGAUUAGCAAGUGUUAGCGAAGUUUUGAGUGAUUGUUCGUUAAAUUGGCGAGAGAGAGAGAGAGAGUUAUUACACGACAAGAUAGGAAUGUGCGAAUGCGAAUGCGAGAGUGUGCGAAUGAGAGAGUAUGAGCGUAAAAGAUGUACAAAACGAAAGAGGACAACCAAUUGUAUGUAAUUGCUUGCGUAUAUGUGUAUAUGUGUAUGUAUGCGCGCCAUGUGUAGAAAUCUUUGCGUGACGCGAGAAUCAAACUUUGUGCGAUAUUUCUUAAUAUAUUCGCCAGAAUUUUUAUAUAAAUUAUUUACUACACACAGAGAGUCUUUAUUACAUAUUAUCUUUAUAUUAAUGACGCUGCGGUUAAUAUUAUUAUUAAUGUUAAUUAUUAUAAUUAUAAUUAUUAUAAGAUACGCGCAUAUAUAUUGUUCUUUCUUUUCUAUCAUCGAUUGUACAAAAGCAGAGAAUGCCGUCUAAGUUUAAAUGUUUAGCACGUAGAUUAUUUGUAAUGUUAUCAUGUAUACAUAUUGCAUCAUUGAUUGGUUAACUAAUUAUAUUUUGUAAUUAAGCGUAGAGCGGGGGCCGCUUUUUGUGUCACAUUUUGUGUCAGCGAGCGUUCCUUUCCGCCUACAUUUGCGAUUGAGUCUUUAAUUCGAUGUGUGCACGAAUCGCUGAAUAGUCGAUGAAGCGCGCCGCGAAGUGAGCGAUGUCGAUCUUCGCGUUUGCAUUUAACACAAGCGUGAUAAGAGUUGAUAAAACGAGAGAACGAAUCUCUCGACACGAUAAUAACGGCGAUUAUUUCGGGCGCUUUGCCAUAAAAAAAAUUGCGCGUGAGGAUGGAAAUUUUAUUUUUAUUAUUUUUAGAGGCCAUCGCUCUUUGCGCCUGCGGAAUCGCGUCUCGAAAUUUCCACGUGCGGAAAUUCUCUUGUCACGCAAGAUGAUCGAUUGAUAAAUAUUACCCAAGACAUCUCUCACUCACGCGAGCGCGCUUACGUUUUCGUCGAUUUAUAAUUGUUGUCCGCCUAGAGAUUUUUGCGUUAUCGAAAAACGCAUGCUUCUUCUUCGGCUAUCGGAGCGACCAGGCCGGCCAUGCGCUUUGUAAAUAAUUUAUUAAUAAACAAAUUUCUCAUCGUG